This is a messenger RNA of Colius striatus (speckled mousebird), 1639 nucleotides long. RefSeq names its product bactericidal permeability-increasing protein-like. Gene Ontology annotation, biological process: defense response to Gram-negative bacterium; innate immune response; lipopolysaccharide-mediated signaling pathway. The coding region runs from base 1 to 1569 and encodes 522 amino acids. The record is from RefSeq and is a predicted model, not a curated record. NCBI's taxonomy places the organism in Eukaryota, Metazoa, Chordata, Aves, Coliiformes, Coliidae. The transcript is spliced from 16 exons. Gene Ontology annotation, molecular function: lipopolysaccharide binding.
AUGGAGCUGGGAUCCACAGCGGGACCCGUGGGACCAGGCACUGACACCACCAGCCAUGCCUCCAGGUCCCACGGCCCAGCCAGGCUCUGCCUCCUGCUCCUGCUGACUGCCUGUGUGCCCGUGGCCAGCACCAACCCCGGCAUCACGGCCCGGCUCACGCCGAGGGCGCUGGAGCUCGGCCGGCAGUUUGGGCUGGAGCUGCUCCAGUCGCUGCUGCAGAAGGAGCACAAGCUGAACCUGACCGGCUCCUACCACAGCCCUCUGCUGGGGACACUCACCUACACCGUGCCCCGGAUCUACAUCUACGAGCUGCAGCUGAAUGACUCCUCCGUGGACUUUGCCAAGGACGUGGGGCUGAGGCUGAGGCUGCGACGAGCCAGCUUUGGGCUCAGCGCCGAGUGGGGAGCGCAGCUGGGCACCAUCCAGGACACGGGCUCCCUGCAGCUCCGUGUGCGUGACGUGGCCGUGGUGGCGGUGCUGGGGCUGGGGGAGGACGGCAGCGGCCGCCCCACGCUCUGGAGCGACGGCUGUGACGUCCGUGGCACCCGCCUGCACCUCGAGUUCCACCGCGGACACAGUUGGUUCUACAACCUGCUGGCACCGCUGCUCCAGGGAGUCCUGCGGCGGGAGCUCAACAAGCAGAUCUGCCUCCAGAUCCACAGAGGUGUCCAGAAGCUGGAGGCUGCCCUGCAGCAAAUGAAAGUGACCACCCAACUGGAUGCCUUCGUGGCCAUCGACCUGUCCCUGCUGGGGCCACCAGCCAUCACAGCCGAGCACGGGGACAUCGCCCUCAAGGGGGAGUUCUUCAGGGUGGGCAACUGGCAGCAGAAACCCUUCUCAGUGCUGCCCAUGGCACUGCCCGUGGCACUGCCCACAGCAGUGCCCACAGCAGUGCCCACAGCAGUGCCCACAACACUUCCCCUGGCACACGAGCCCCUGGCACACGAGCCCAUGCUGCUGCUGGCCCUCAGCGAGUUCGUCGCCAACUCAGCUGCCUUCGCGUACUUCACGGCCGGGGUCCUGCGCAGGAACAUCUCCAGUGACUCGCUCCCGCGGCGGUUCCCGCUCCAGCUGAGGACCAAGAGCAUCGGGCUCUUCUCCCCACAGCUGCAGGAGCUCUACCCAGACCAGCCCAUGGAGCUGCAGCUCUGGGCCCGUCGGCAGCCGCUGUUCUCCUGCCGCCCUGACGCGCUGCACGGGACCCUCUACGGCUCUGCUGAGGCCUCCGUGGUGCUGUCCAAUGGCAGCCGUGCCCCGGCCUUCCUGCUGCACAUCGAUGCCAACGUGACGGGGAAGCCGAUCAUCACUGGGAACCGACUCGGGAGCACCGUGAGCCUGAGGGGGCUCAGUGUGGAACAGGUGACAUCGAAUGUGGGCCCAGUGGAGGUGAAGAGGCUGGAGACCCUGCUGAAAUUCGGGCUGUGGCUUUUUGGGGUUCCUUGGGCAAACAAGCGGCUCCAGGCCGGCGUCCCGCUGCCCACCCCGCACGGGCUCAGCCUGCGCAACCCCCGGCUCUCGCUGCAGGAGGGCUUCCUGCUCAUCGCCACAGACCUGCAGUACGAGCCCUGAGACCAGUCUGUGCGUGGGAAGCAGAGCCGAUGCCACCGUGGGCACCCCCCGCGCGACCCCCCGACCCCCU